Molecule: messenger RNA, 2001 nt
Organism: Plasmopara halstedii
Lineage: Eukaryota; Oomycota; Peronosporomycetes; Peronosporales; Peronosporaceae
Exons: 1
Coding region: 1-2001 (666 amino acids)
Source: RefSeq, a predicted model, not a curated record
AUGUCGUUCGGUCCAACAGUAAAAAGCGUCAAGACACCUGAGCUUUGGUCACUCCCACGGAUCGGAUUCGUUGUAUAUCGUGCAGCCGUAUUCGUGACUGCUGUGUUCUACUUGAAGAUCUCAAUGGAUUCAUUUAUCACAGCACUCAUUGUAUUAACUGGUGUCGUUUCUCACGACUUGCCAAUCGAGACUCACGAAUCGCAUCUCAUCGUCAAUUACAUUGGCACAGCAACGGUUCAAACUAGCCCUUUGGUGCAAGAAGUUCUUGAAGGAUCUACCGCACCACGAAACGACACUUUGUAUCUUGAAACAGCAACCGCACAUUCAUUUAGAAGCUGUUCGGAUGUACCAAAUUUUGAUGCGCACAUCUACAGCAAUGACUUCUUACGUUUUGUCUUUUCGAGAAUGCAAAUGUACGCCUCAUAUAAUUUGACAUAUAUGAAAGACUUGGAACUGGUGGUCCCGGUAGUAGACUGCACUUUUGAUAUGCUGACAUGGGGUGAUAAGACUUCCGCACGUGUGUAUUACCUCGCACGGCAAAAGAGCGGUUCACUUAAAACGGUCAUUUUGUCGACUAUGCUCUCGGUUCAAGACUAUGAGGUUCAACAGCAAUUUCAGCGAGGACCUGGAAUGGUGCUUCUAGUGACAGCGAUUGAUGAUAUGCGUAGCUCUGCACUUAAGCAUAACAUCGCUGUAGCGCUGAACUACCCGUACGUUGCUGAACCAAAAUUUGUCUACUCAGAAUUGCAAGGUUUGGAUGAAGAUAAUUACUGGAUCCUCAAAGCGUUGCCAAACACCCGUACAAAGGACCCUGGUCAAGUCAUACGAAUGGCUCGCCGUUUUGGUCGCUUCAGAGGCGACGUGACGUCGCAGUCAAAUAUUGAAGUAGCACAUUGGGAUUUAUCGAAUGACCCAAGAGUAGAGCUACGUGAAUGGAGGUGGUACAGCAGAGCUGUGCUUCACGAUUCAUGGGCCUGGGCUCAUGCUAUUCACGGAAUUUUCGCCAUCGAUGUGAUUGUUAAUCUGAGCUUGCUUACAUUUAUAAUCUAUCGACGUUUUCGUAUGGGAUACAUUUGGUUGGGAGAUGCAUUUUCCACUAUUUCAAGCACGCUUCUAUAUCGAGGGCUACUUGUUCUCGUGUUUUCUCAACUAAAUGGGUAUUGGACAGUCACAAAGAUGAUUAUCUCAAUCGGGGAUACUCUCACGGAUCAACACGUCGUUUAUUACAAACCGGAACUUGUUCAUGCUGAUUUCUUGGCCAUGUAUUUGAAUUUAGUGAGUUUUAUAAGCUACUUAGCUCGCGAGCGUAUAGAUCCACUUUUAGCGUUUGCAACUUUCGAGCUGGGAUGGGGAUAUCGUGUUGAGCUUAUUGAUAUGUUCCCAGUAUUUAGAACAACUGUUACAGACUUUGCGUUUGCUGAUACGACGCGAGGUCUUUUGCAUGUGCGACCUGGUUUAGCAGCUUUGUCACCUAUGGAAUUGCUUACAUCGUACAGUAUUCCUGAGAAUCGAUUCUACGUCGUCUGUUCUAUUAUAUUCUCCAUAUUUAGCCCCAUUGUAUUGGUCAUUGGUUAUAUAGUAGUGAGAAAAAUCGCUCGGCGCGAGGAUCUCGGUGAAGGGCGUCGAUCAAGUGUAUACAGAACCGACAAUAUGAAUCAAACUGAUCUCACAACUUUUGAGGCUGCUACUGGUGCAGCUUUGGGAAACCGAUAUGGAAUUGUAUCAAGUUAUAAGAAUUAUGUCAUGGAGAACGAGACAAUCUUAGCGACUAUUGAUGCAGUAUAUGGCAGUGGGUUUCUCGUUGCUAAUAACAAAUUUGUUGUUGCGACUCAAGAUUUGAUUCCAUUGUUUUUAAUGAAGGCAACCCAUGUGCGCUUUACCAAUAUAUUUGUGUACGAAAUUGUUGACGGAAGGGCUGUGAAGAAAAGUUCACAACUUGUCUACCCAGAAAGCAUCAAGUGGAAUGAUCUUUUUCAUCUCGACGUAAUUGUGCUCUCCUAA